GCGACACCGCCACCACAACCCCAUCCAAACCUCUGCCUGAAUGGACGAGACUCGCACCUCAGCUCCAUCAGUCGAGCCUUUUAAACCUUAAGACGAUUUUAGGAGGGAGGGUUCCAUUAAACUUCACACGAGGAAGAAGAGGUUUAACAGAUGGAGGAGUCGAUGUCUUCAGCGGACCAGAAUUCAUCGAGUACUCCUAGAAGAGCUUUAGCCAUGACCAGUAUGUCAGACGAAGAUUAUUGCAACACCUACUGGCCGCAGUUGAGAGAAGCUGUCGAUCGUUUAUUGCAAGGGCCCCCCUCCCCCCCACACACGGGACCUGUCAUACAGUUUGAGCCAAUGUAUUCUGCAGCCUAUAAGUGCGUGUGCCAACAGUAUUCGGAGGCACUGUAUAAUGACCUCACUUCGCAUAUAAACAAGCAUUUUCUCAAGGUUGCGGAGGAUAUGCAGGAUGUGGGUGAUCUUCACCUUAUUGACAGUUAUUAUUCUCUCAUUCAUCGGGUCAUGUAUAGUUUAGAUGGUAUCAUUCCAAUAUUUACAUAUCUGAAUAGGGUGUAUGUAGAAACUAAAUUAUCAUCAACACUACGGACAGAACUUCAAAAGAUAUUUUGUACGGCCGUUAUUGACCCCGUUAUAGCUAGGUUAUUGGCAUUGAUAAAACAUAUAACGGAAGCUAAACCAUUCUAUGUGGCUCCUCAUGUUUUAGCAUCUCUUGUCAAGAAUCUUUACAAGUUAAGACCAGCGUAUGCGCAGACGUAUCCACAGGUAUUUUCAGUUUAUAUCCCAGGUGUUCUGCCUGCGAUGUCCGAGCAUGAACUCUCAGACUACAUCACGGAGACGCAGAAACUCCAGGCCACUUUAAGACAGUCUUGGAUCAAUACUAGUUCUCAGGGAAGGAAGAGAUGUUUGGAUGAGGAGAUGCUGACAUAGCAUGCCUUCUCCUCUUCUAGCUAUCUCUCUAUCUCUCUCUCAAUUAUUCCUAAUAUCGCAAGUGCAAUUCUAAUGUAUAUUCUUAGAUUUAUACUCCAUAUUGAUGUUUAAGAAAAGAAACAUUUAUAUAACGGUACAUAUAUAUAUAUGUAUAUAAAUGCAGAGUGUUUAAAUAUUUCCCACUUGAUGCUAAUUUAAUGGUUUUGUCAUGGUAUUAGCAUUUACUGAAAUGUCUAGUGUGCUAAUUGUUAUAAUUGAAAUGUAGAGAAAUGAA
Messenger RNA from Penaeus indicus, 1204 nucleotides. Its product is annotated as CDK2-associated and cullin domain-containing protein 1-like. The transcript is spliced from 6 exons. The record is from RefSeq and is a predicted model, not a curated record. Bases 151 to 930 code for a protein of 259 amino acids. Gene Ontology annotation, molecular function: ubiquitin protein ligase binding; protein kinase binding. Gene Ontology annotation, biological process: G1/S transition of mitotic cell cycle; positive regulation of protein kinase activity; ubiquitin-dependent protein catabolic process. Lineage: Eukaryota; Metazoa; Arthropoda; Malacostraca; Decapoda; Penaeidae.